CGCACUUGACGGAACGUACAGCCACAGAUCGCGGCGGCUCCACGCGUGGACUGAACCGAAAAUGACCUUCCCGCGCUGAUUUUUACGCACAGCUCUGUGAUUGGAUUCGUAUUGAUCCGCUUAGAUGACAGGAGAUCAACCCGGCCAACGCGUCUGAGCGCGCAGAGACUUUACGCAUCCCGGAGCGCAGCGGGACAGUCGAGCUGCUGCGUCUUUACCUGCUGCGGCUUUUCGGGGAGGAUUUCUGGGCGUGGAGGCGGUUUCUGAAAGACUAUCGGCAGCAGAGUUUGGAGCUGCCUCAGUCGGUCUGACAGAGGCUCACUGGUGCCAUGGAGAGCUGAGGCAGGCACGCCGCCCCAUGUGUGUCCAUCCGCACACCGGAGAGCUGCAGACAUCGCUGUCGUGUGUGUGCUGCGUUUGAAGCACCGUGGGAAAGCCGGACAGCAUGGUCCAACCGUCGCUGUGCUUCCUGGGGGGCCUUUUGGGCCUUUUUCUAAUGGCUCCUGUUCUGAUGGCUUCCACGCCCGCCAGCAUGUGCACGCCCCUCAAGACGCUCAACGACAGCCUGAGCCACAGGCGACGGUACAUGAAGCACAACUUUCCCAUCAACUACGCCAUCCGAGUUCAUCACGAGGAAAUCUUUAAGCUGUCGAAUAUCAGCAAAAUGAAAUUAAAGGUGGAAGGACUGGAUGAGCUGAUUCUCCAGAGGCUGUGGUUUCAAGUCAACCAAGGCGUCUUAAAAAAGAUCAUCCGGGUAUUGCCGGAGAGGCAUCCUUCGCGUCCGUACACAGCGGAGUUGGAGAGACGGUUCAGGGAUGCUGAGGGAGUCUUUGUUCAGUCGCAUCCUGCUGAGGUGUUCCAGCAGGAGCUUCCACAGUCGAUCCAAGACAUUUGGGAUCAGUUAACGGAGGAGCCCGACAGGGUGCCGGAGUCCAGCUGGAGGCUCGCGUCUCCAAAAUCCCUGGUGGAUAACUUGUGCCACACCAUGUGCUGCCUUUUCUGGGAGUGCUUUUCCAGCACAGAAUCUUCUCAGGACUACUGUGAAGUCUCCCAUUCAAAGAAGGGCAGAAAAACGCAGAGCCCAGAACUGGAGACGGCGCCCACGGAGCCUGCAGAGUGGUGACUUCCACGUUGAUGCCGCCCAGAGACUCCAGUGAUUCACAGUAAAACCCAUUUCAACAAGUCAUUUCCAAAAAGAGCCAAGAUCAUUGUACAGACUGAAAACCUUGGCACCAUGCAGCGGUGAGGCCCGACAGAACAUGUUGGCAUAGAGACGCCACCUGUGCUUCAUUUGGCAGCGUACAGACUUUCCGAGUGGCUGAAAUGCGGCUCGGCUUUGAGAGGAACCUUCAGGAUUUCAGCUGGGAUGCCGGAUCUUUUCCUUGAGGACGUCUCCUGCUUCUGGUAACUCAUCCGUCAGAUGCAUUUAUGUUUUCAUAUGUUAAUAACGAUGAUGAAUGCAUUGUUUUCUGAGACGGAUUCUUUGGGAAUAACUUCUCAGCGAGAGGCUAACAGAAAGAGACAGACUUUGUACCACAGCCAAACAUCCCGAUAUGUCAUGUUAUUUAAAAACAAAUGUUUUACAGCUGUGCUACAGGCCCGGAUUGCAUAAUCAAAGAGCUGUCCAAAAACGUAUGUUCAUUUUCAUUCGCUGCUUCCUGUAUUUAUGUUUUUAUUUUUUUAAAUCUGUGCAGAAAAAAACAAAAACAAAGGAAGAACAACGAACUUGGAUCAACUGACAGCAUAUUUAUCUUUCUUUUUACCGAAGUUCUGUGUUCAGCAUAAAUCUGUUUCAGUUUGUUUUUACCAAGUACGCUGUGAUUUCAAAGGCAAGUUUGUGGAAAACGAUUAUGCAAGACGUAUAAUUGGCGCCCGAGUUUUGUUUGAGGUUCCUGAGUUUUGAAAGGAAUUUGGAGAGAAACCAAACUGGUGCCUUCGCAAAACAUGACAAGGAUCGAGUUUGGUCUCGAUGCAAAAAUUUCAAAUGUUAAUAAAAAAGACGUCAGAGUUCACUAAAGUCUUCGGCUGAAGUUUCAGGAUGUGACAGGAAACAGCACAAUGCCACAAGAAUUAGGUGUGUAAUUACAUUGAUUCUACGAUAUUUAUUGAUAUUUUGAUACGUUAAACCAUAGGAAUCCAUAGACUUGUACCGUCUUUUCAACAUGUCUGGUUUGUGACAGGUAGCAUCAAGACUCUGCCUUCCCCAGUCUCAUUUUCAGCUUGUGCUCAAAGUGCACAUUAUAAACUACACACCAGUUUUUAAAUUGUGUUAAUAGCCCAAGUAAAACCGGAGUUAUGAUCAAAUCAGUAAACCAUUUCAGAGAAAUGCCAAAAACGGGUUUUCCAGGUAUGUGAAAGGGAAUGACCUUCCAAACGUAAAAAACGAAACGUUAACCUUUGUUUUUGGAAAUCUCUAAUCUUCAACAAGUAAUUAUGGGCUGUAUGUUGUUGCUAAAAACGAAGUGAAGUCCGCUUCUCUGUCCGUUCCGGAAGAGAAGCGGAACGGAGCAGUGGCAAAAGCAAUGAGAUCACGAAAUUAAUGCAAAGUCUGGAUGUCGGAGCGACUGGUGGCAUCCGCUUCACAAUGAGCUUUUAGCUUAGCGGUUUGUGUUCUGUAUAUCAAGGACACCUGCAGAAUGAACGCGCAGCAUGCAGUGGUUCUGUUUUGAGCUGGAAAACGAAGAGGGGAACCUCCAGCCGCAGUCUGGAUUAUCAUGAUGAUGGAUCGAUCAUUCUUAUUAGAAACUGAGAAAAAGUAUCAGAGACUGAAAGUAUGAUGAGAUCCUGGCAGUCUGAGACCUGAGUGAAGUUGCCCCCCGACCUUUUUCAACUCAGACAGAAUUGGAAUCAAAUGUUCGUGCUACGUUUGUGCAGCAAACAUUUUUGUUUGUUCUGCUAUCAUGUUAAAGAUAUAAGGAAAAGUUUAUAAAGGUCAAAGGUCAACCAGCUUCCCACAUCCCACCUCCUUCAAUUCAAACAAAAUGGAUGUCAAUUAACUCGACUACGUUGGUGCUGGUUUGUGCCGCAGACUCAGCUGCACAAACUCAGCUCCCAGAUUAAUGUUGAGACUUUAAACUUUAUGUCAAGUCCAUAUGAAUUAAAUGACAGAAACUAUUUUUCUCACUGCAUCUUUGAUUCAUUUUGUCCAGCUGUAGAUUGUUAGACCCUGUCCAAUCAGAGCCACGUAUUGUGCAGUUGGUGCUUUUAAUCAGUUUUCAGUUAAUUAAAUCCAAGUCUACGGAACACAAAACGUCACUAAAAUCACUCUAUCUUUCCAAAAUCUUUCAGAAAAUUGUAAAAGUGCAUCAAAUCGUAUUGUUGGUCAAAUAUUGUGAUACAUAAUGUAUUGUGAUCAGAAUAUUGUAUGUCAUAUUGUGAAAUUAUUGUAUCCCCUGAUAGAAAUAGAGCUAUCAGCAAGUAAAGUGACAGAUGUUUCAAUGCAGUGACCUGCAGAAAGGCUUUGGUUCCUGAGCCAUAAAUUAUCCAGGACUAAUUGAUUUGCUCUCAACGUCUCAGAAUCGGACGCCACAGGGAACAUGUUUGUCACAAAUGCAAGUCAAAUGUGUGAAAACUGUCUAACUGCCUUUGAAGACAUAAAAAAAACAAACUUAAACUGUCAUGAUGCUGAGAUUCAAAUAACUGAAUUGCAAAAGGUGUUUAAUAGGAUUAUUUUUUUUACACAUGUUGGACUGUGUGAGGAUAAAAUCGUCACUUUAAUAUUUCUGUGUAGAACAUUUGCAGAAAAAGAAUGUUUUUUUUUUUCUUAAAUCCAAAAUAUUUUGGGCAGUUUUGCUUUAAUUACUGCUCUGAAUGUGUUCUUUAACCAAAAUUGCCUUUUUUGAGCCAGUAUGCUCCAAACAUGGUUUAUUCAAUUACUAAGUUACUUGAUAAUUAAUCAAUUGAUCGUUUCGACCCAAAAGUAUCAGUGGAUUCUUAAAGUUUUGACCGUGAAGUUUUCAUAUAUCCUGGUUGUUGUUUAGAUCUUUAUGUCUGCAGACUCUCCCGUGACUCCUGUAGAGGUUGAGAGUACGAAAGACGCUCCCAUCAUGCAUGUGAAAGCUGUCACUUUCAGCAAUAAAGCUAGAACCGAUAGUUUUGCCACAGCGAUUUAUUACAUAAAGUCAGGACACACUCCAACAAAUUGUAAUGACUGGACUUCUUCUAAGGCAAAAACUGAAACUUUUCAGGAUUAAAACCCCAAAUUCAGAAUUUAGUGAUCAUUUCACAGCGUUUACACUAUAAAACUGAUUUAUAAUGUCUUCAGAAUGUUUUUCAAAUUCACAGAUAUUAAAUGGAUGUGCAUCAAAGGAACGUGAAAGUAGAAGCAGCAGCACCUUGAUUUGUUAAUGAUCCACAGGGAUUACAGAUUCACUUUGGAUGAAGGAUUUACUGUUAAAUCACACGUCCCACUUUGGAAGACCGUCCAGCAUCAGGUGAUGCUAAUCCAGCCAUUUACGCCGUCCUCAGUCAUAAUCUCUGUUGUCUCUUCUGUCUUUUUGAGAUUCACUGCAACUUAGUAGAGAAAUAUUAGUCUAGUUUCUAGUGUAAAUAUCUUUGAAUUAAGACAAAACUUUUUAGCAAGUUAUAGAGCUUGUUUUAAGUCAAUUAUUCUUUAAUAUUGAUGAAAAAGUUUUUGUUCCACUGGCAGAUUAAUUUAUAACACAUGAGAAAACCAUAACCUGCCUAUGGAACCAGUACUUUUUCAUCUAUAUUAAAGAAUUAUUGACUUAAUCUUAAUGAGAAGUUACUGAAAAGUUAGUUUUAUCUAAUUUCAAGUAUACUUAGAUAUUUGCACCAGAAACUAGACCAAGAAUAUUUGGUGAGAUUUUGUUUUUCCAAUGUAGAACCACAAGCACAAAUACAGCUCUUGAAAAAUAUUUAUCAACUUGCUUUGUCAGGACAUAAGUCACAUAACGAAGUGUGAUUUCUCAGAGUAACUGCAUUUAAUGACAAUUUCAGAUUUAUUGAUAAUUAUUAAUGCUCUCAUUGGACAAAUAGUGGAGAAAAUACUGAAAAGUAGUGCCGAGCCAACCCGCUGAUAUACGUUAUGACUUAAUGUGCACAGACAGCAGUGGUGGGGUUGGUGCAAAAGGUUAAUCUGUACAAGGAAGCAGUAAAUUUGUAACAUCUGGGCUGAGAAAGCUGGGCAGUCUGGUUUUGGCAGGACUGAUUUGACAACAUAAAGAGCUGAGAAUAAAUACAUAAUGGUUUCCAAUCCAACUGUACAUCUCUGUGGUGUUUUACUUAAUCGCUCCGGAGCACAAUAAACCCAGUGAACGCGUGGAUCAGAUAGUAAUCUUUGAUUUUGACUCUCCAGCCGUUGACAGGGAACAAUUUGAAGGAAAUCCAGAACACUCAUGGCAUUCCUGAACGCCUAUAGCACGAUAAAUUUGGUAUAAACAAAGUUCGCUCAUCAUGGUUGGUUUUCUGCUUACCGACGUACUAAAACAGUCCAGGCUUCUGUCCACCUGUCAAGCAUGAAUGUCAUUAAUUUUGAGGCUUUUAAUUUAUUUAUUUUCAUAUUUUAAUGUAUUGAGCCUUUGUACUUUCGUCACAAAUCAUUCAGGCGCCAUGAUGCACGUCGGAAGUGAGGGAUGGGAGCAUUGAGCAGAGCAACUAAAAUGGUUUUCCAAAGUUGUUUUUGCCGGUUUACUGGAGAGCGUGACGUCACAUGCAAAAGGUCAAUAUUAGCAAUGAUUUUUAAAACCAAGAACUUUAGACUUGGUGCACAAGUCUAAAUUCAAUGUGUAUUUUUCUCAUUUUGGAUAUUUUUUUCAUAUUUGUGAUGUAUAAUGAAUUCAGCCUGCAAAAAGAAAUGCAUAAAAACAUCUUUAAAAGAACAAAAUGAUAUUAACGUCCAUGUGAACCACAUCAUGUGCAAUAAAACAAACCCACUCCAUAACAGAGUCACCACCGUGUUACACAGGUGAUUUUUUUCUUGGUUUUAUCUCAGCCUAUACCUCAAACUCAUCUUCUUUUGCUUGUUUUCAGCUGUCGUUGUGUAGCACAAUAAUCAACUACAAAUUAAAAAAAUUAUAAUUUACAUUAGAUAAAAAUCUUUUCUUGGGUUAUAUUUGCAGAAAUGUAAUGCAAGACAGAAGUAAUUUCAGGAUGCUUUGUAAUAAAUAAAUGAUUUGGUUUUUAUCAUCUUUAAUUUUAUUAUUCUGCACUUUCUUCACAACAUUUCAAAAAUGACCUGAGAGUCCUGUUUCUCUGUUUCGGUUUAUUCCAAAUAAAUAAUUUAUUUUACUAAAAUCUAAAGCAAAUACAGAAACACUCGGACAUCACACACCUACUGAUUAAAACGGUUUUAUUCCAUGUUAAGCACUCUAAAGGCAAUGUUUGUCCACAUGUGAAGGAGAAAUUGGUGAUUUUCAAGGAGCGGGCGUGACGAGAACGGCCACCAGAGGGCAAAUGUCCAUGGUUACAGGCGGUAACAGGAGCAUCCAACGGUGAUUGUUGCCGCUUCUGAUUGCUCAUCUUUGACCUCUAAUGUACAUUUUAGACAUCAGCUCCAUGUAAAUCAUCCCCAUCCAGAUUGUCUUCUGCAUGUGAGCCACUAUCACAGAGGAUUCGUUUGAACAACUAAAGUUUGUAUUUAUGUUUUGUCUGCAGCAGAUUCAGAUUUUAGUUUCACCCUUGUACCACCGGGAGUCUAAACUCUUAAACCAUGUUGUCUUUGGAUGUCUUGCAGUGGCACAGACUUUAACUUAAGACACGUGGUUCAUUUCCUGUAACUCCCGACAAGCUGGUUUGCUUGGUUUGUUAUUUCUAACAGUUUGAAGCAGAGCUGGUUUCUAAAGGACCCACAAACUAUCCCCAGCUUUAAAAAAGAAAACAAAGUCCUGCACACACACACACACACACACACACACACACACACACACACACACACACACACACACACACACACACACACACACACACACACACACACACACACACACACACACACACAUACAAACCAGUUCAUGUUGCAAGACAGCAGUCAGGAAUACUAUUUACUCAUGCAUGUUGGAUUAAAGAGAUGGAGCUCAGUAGAAAUGUUUAUUGCAGAAUUUAAGUUAUUGAACCACCUUGCUAGCUUCACGUUUCUCAUUGAGUUUGGUUUCAAUCUUUAUCUGUGACAUGGUUCUGUUUGCACAAGUUACGACUUCAGUCUGCAUUUAGUCUUGACGUGUAACUAAAUUCAGGUCCAAUUUUAAGCUGGUUCACAUAUGCAACAAGACAUAUACAGCAAUGUGCACAAAAAACAAUGUUUGUAUCUUCUUUCUAAAUAAAACUGAGUGCUUUUUUCUCGUGCUUCAGAAACCAGAUGUAAGUGCUUUUACUUGUGUAAUUACAAGAGCAGCUUGAUUCAGAUAUAACAGAGAAAAAACCUGCAAAAACAUGAACGUUUGCGGUCUCACAGAUUAUUGUUUUAUACAUAAGAUAUUGAAUUUUUGUUGUUGUUUUUGGAAGUGUGUAACGCUCUGACAGUACUUUUAUGAAAAUAAAUCAAUAUUUUUAUCAACUAA
Molecule: messenger RNA, 7517 nt
Organism: Poeciliopsis prolifica (blackstripe livebearer)
Lineage: Eukaryota; Metazoa; Chordata; Actinopteri; Cyprinodontiformes; Poeciliidae
Gene: il34
Product: interleukin 34
Exons: 8
Coding region: 446-1123 (225 amino acids)
Biological process (GO): positive regulation of macrophage differentiation; positive regulation of cell population proliferation; positive regulation of monocyte differentiation
Molecular function (GO): macrophage colony-stimulating factor receptor binding; cytokine activity
Source: RefSeq, a predicted model, not a curated record